Molecule: messenger RNA, 1697 nt
Organism: Tuber aestivum (summer truffle)
Lineage: Eukaryota; Fungi; Ascomycota; Pezizomycetes; Pezizales; Tuberaceae
Source: the annotation of a GenBank genome assembly
GUACUAGUACCGGGGCGCUACUCGAGUCCAAGACGGUAAGUGCACGAGUAACACAGCUAGCGCAUGUCACCGUCCUCGAGUACCGUAGACUUCUCUUCUCCCACCUCCCACCACGACGAGCCAAAACAAGACCCCAUGAUCUCCAGGAUGAUGCCACACCGCAGUCUGACAAAUAAUGGGCCAAGGACAAACUCGGCACAAGCAUGCACAUACCUCAUUCAAACAUUCAGUCAAAAGCCUCUUCCCCGGGUAACCCCUUUACAACCCUUUUGCCCCACCAAGCAACCAACAAGACAGCGCUUAUCCACGGUGCCUACCCACACUCGCAAUCCAAACAACAAAAUGUCCAGCACAGCCCCGACGCGUUACAAGCUAAUAUUCUACGUCCCGCCGGGGGGCGUAGAGGCCGUUAAAGCCGCAGUCUUCGAAACAGGCGCGGGCGAGUUCCCCGGCGGAAAGUACAAACACACCUGCUGGGAGACAACCGGCACUGGCCAAUUCUUGCCCGUGAAGGGCGCUGGUGCCAAGCCGGCUAUUGGGGAGCUCUUGGCCGAUGAGAGCGCUUUUCGUUUGGAGAGGGUUGAGGAGGUGAGAUGCGAAAUCCUUUGUAUUGAUCGGGAAACAACGGCAAAGGCAGUGGGGGCAUUGAAGAGGUGAGCUUUCUUUCUUCUUUUACUUUUACUUUUUCUCCUUCCCUUUUCCUUCCCUCUAUCCCGAGUAGAUUCCCUUUCCUACGAGUAGUAUUCACGGUUGGAUUGCGCAACCUCAUCUUGGAGAAGUGAUCGGGUUGGCUCUAUCGGUCCAGUCUCGUCAGAUAUAUGCUCAUAUGACGCAGGGCACAUCCGUACGAGGAACCCGCAUACGAAGUCUACAAGCUCGAAGACUUUUAAUUCUCUCAUGCUACCCUCUCCCCGAAAUCCCUCAGAGUGAUUGGAAUCCCAUGCUAUUCUACGGUAUAAAAUCAAGUAAAAUAAAAUAAUCACUCUUUGAAUGAAACUGGUUUUGCGGAACGGGCAAAUGCAUUCGGGCAAUUCGGAAGGAAUUCCGUUGGUGAGCAUGGCGAAGGCUUAUUUCUGGUGACCCGCGAUGCUGGGCUCUCCGAUCCUGAUAAUCUCUUUUGAUUAAAAUAGGAGCUCAAUACCUAGCCCUACCCGAGGGUCAUACUUUCGAAGAGCUAUCUGCCGUUAUGCCCCCUAGCUGUACCACCGGCACUGGUUCGUAACCUCCCGUAAGUCGUACGGUGCUUCCGCGUACCCGUGCGAUGCGAUGAUAUUAAAGGUACUGUAGUCCAUUGCAGGAAGUUAUCCUGCUAUCUUUGGUGUUGCCACGAAAGAUUCCUCCCGAUGGCCGAGGAUAUUACAGUGAGAUGAAGUUACACCGCUUAGAGUACAGUAUGAUACUCGUAAUUGAGCAAGCAUUGUAAGCAAGACAGCGAUUGCGUACCCCCGGGAUUCGGCUCUUCAGCUUACGAGUAGAUCCCAGCGCCAUGUGGUAUCGGUAGUAGUCAUGUUCGCGGACGUCGUUCAAUCACGAGUGUGAUAGAGUACUUGCACGUCUUCCGCUGCUCCCGGAGUGCCGCCAGGAUACCGGUAUGAACGAAGGGAUUCUUGUUCCCAAGUCCCGAGUGUUGACCAACCAGGCCCCUGAUUUGCCAUGACACGAUCCUCGAGGCGAUUCAGUACAGUACCGGUACAGCA